Molecule: messenger RNA, 543 nt
Organism: Lathyrus sativus (Indian pea)
Lineage: Eukaryota; Viridiplantae; Streptophyta; Magnoliopsida; Fabales; Fabaceae
Source: the annotation of a GenBank genome assembly
AUGCUGCUACUCAAUUCCUCUCUCUCAUUUGCAUCUUCUUCGUUCCUGACAACGGUUACUCUCUCUCCAUCAAAACCACUACCCUCUAAACCCCUUAUCCUGAGCACACCCUGCCUUAUCCCGCGCCACUAUUUCCAAUGCCCACUCCCUUCUUCUUCCCUCUUCGCCAGAACCACCCUCACACGCGUUCUCGGACACUCACUCACACAGCAGCACGUGUACCCUGACCCAAUCCCUGAAUUCGCUAAAUAUGAGACACGCAAAUUCAAAGUUGAGCUCUUGCAGAAGCUUUCGAAGGAUGUAGACGAGUUCGGUGAUGAACUUGAUACGGUUAUUGACGUUUGUGUUCAGAUAUUUAGCAAAUUUUUGCACAAGGAGUAUGGAGGUCCUGGGACAUUGUUGGUGACGCCAUUCACGGAUAUGUUGGUUGCUUUAAAGAAGAAGAAACUACCAGGAGCACCUCUGGCUGCUAGAGCAUCACUAAUAUGGGCACAAAAUUAUGUUGACGAAGAUUGGAAAAUUUGGAAUUCAAAACCAAAAUGA